GAGAGGAGGGAGUUCAACAUCCUGACGGCCUGGUGGAUGAAGCUGUUGGUGAGUCUGGUGGUUCUGGACCGUAGGCUCCUGUACCUCUUUCCAGAGGGCAGGAGGCUAAACAGGUUGUGUGCUGGAUUCCACCCUGGAUAUUUUGAAACCAUGGGCAUUUUGCGUCUCUUUUCACUCACCAUGGCAAGAAUCAGCACUUUCAGACCUCAUCAGCUUGCUCUGCUCCUUGCUGCAGCUCUGGCUGUGAUGGCUUUCUACUAUUUCGGUUCAGAAAAGCAGAACUUCUCGAGCACCACCAAGCGCAUCAAGGAGACGCAGGAGAGUCACAACUCGAACCGCAACGAUGCCGAUCUCUCAGCGAACACCAGAGCUGCACAUCACGACGAGAACCGAGCAAAAAGACAGCAGACCUACCACGCUCUCAUGAUGUUCACGAAGAUUAACAUGAGCCGAUCAAUGCAGAGCAAGUUUGAGGUGGCCAUGCGCUCCAUGGCAAAACAUGGCCGUUUCCGAGAGGAUGAACUUCUGGUUCUUCAUUAUGUUUCUGAUGGAGGCAGUAAGGAGCUGGCCAUGAGGAUGCUUCCCGAGCUGCUGCAUGAUGCGACGUUUCAGUAUGAGGUGGAGUUUCAUGAUGUUAAUGGUCUGACAGAGAAGCUCUUCCCAAUUGUGAAAGCCAUGCAGAAGCAUUUCAGUGCAGGCUCUGGGGCCUAUUACAGUGAUGCCAUCUUCUUUCUUUCUGUGGCCAUGCAUCGCAUUAUGCCGACAGAGAUGAAGCGUAUCGUGCAGUUGGACCUGGAUCUCAAAUACAAAGCUAACAUUCGAGACCUGUUCCAACAAUUCAAGCACUUCAGUCCUGAAGCAGUGAUUGGAAUCAUCCGAGAGAUGCAGCCAGUGUAUAGACACACAUUCUGGCAAUAUCGCAAGGAAAAUCCUGACUCCCAUGUGGGCGAUCCUCCUCCUGAUGGCCUGCCCGGCUUCAACAGUGGUGUGAUGCUGCUGAAUCUGGAGACCAUGCGCCAGUCUUCGCUAUACAACCGCCUCCUUGAGCCUGAACGUGUCGCCCAUCUCACUGAGAAAUAUCGCUUCCGUGGCCACCUGGGCGAUCAGGACUUCUUCACCAUGAUAGGCAUGGAGCAUCCAGAGCUCUUCCACCAUCUUGAUUGUGGCUGGAACCGACAGCUGUGCACCUGGUGGAGGGACCACGGCUAUGGCGAUGUUUUUCAGCUGUACUUCCGCUGCGAUGGACCCGUGUACAUUUACCAUGGAAACUGCAACACUCCUAUACCCGAUGACUGAGAGCUACAAGAUGUAUUUGCCCACUUUGAACCAUCUGAGAGAAUUCUGCUGCUUUGCAAGCAAGGUUCUGUGGUGCCUGACCAAUGAGUUGAGUAUACAUGCUUCAAGCUUUAAUUUGAAUAGAUAAUGUUGUAAACCACCGAGAUUUUUUUUUUUUCGGGGGGGGGCCCUCUGAGGAGAAGAAGAGACUAAGUUAUGCUUUGAUUUAUCCCAGAAACUUGUGUUGUCCCACAAUUUGUGGUUCCCCUUACAUUCCAGCGUAAAUACUGUAGUAUUUACAUCUUUUAAUCUGAACUUGUGGAGAUGCCCCAUGCUGCGGUGCUUGUUUAUGGCUGCAUGAUUUCAAGCUUUAGUUGUUUUCAAAUGCCAGGAUUGAGGAGCAGUUGGUUCUCUUUGUGUGCUGCCCCAUGAUGCAGGUGGGGGUCUGAGCAGUGGGAAAGCACACUGCCAUACAGCCAGCUGCUGCUAAAAAGAGUAGAGUGCUGGCACUUGUAAUAUCUCUUCACGUUACUGGCACCAAGAACCAGGUUUUGCAUUGCAGUCCUGACCGCAAUAUAAUAGCACCCCAGCAGUUGCUUUAGAGCAAAUAGCAGAGCAGAAACCCCAGCACUGUGAUCGUGUUUCAUGAGUGUAGUUGUAAAGCUUGCUGACCUGAUUUUGAUUUUGAAAUCCUAUCAGGAUUUCAACAGCUCCGAGCUUUUGUCCUCCUGUGCUGUGCAAGUUCAUGUCUGCUUUUGAAAAUUAGGGGGAAAAAUAGUAGCAUCACAGGAAAUAAACAGAGCAGACAAGACAAAAUGUGUUUAACACAUGCCAGAUUGGUGUAUGGCUAGUUUCCCAGAAAAAGCCAUUCUUAGUGAGAUGCAUCAGCAUGCCCCAUGAGUGGGAAUUGGGAUUCCAGCAAGAUUUACUUCUGUCCAGUACAAGGAACAGGCAUUAUGUUAGAUGUGCUUGGCUGGUGCUUACUAAGCAAGGAAGGUUUUGGUGGGCUUCCCACAGAGUCUAAAAUUAUGUAAUAAUCCACACUGUGUUAUAUUGGAGGGUGCUGAGAGCUUUUUCAAGUAAAGUACUCUGUAGGGGGGCGGCACGGUGGUGUAGUGGUUAGCGCUGUCGCCUCACAGCAAGAAGGUCCUGGGUUCGAGCCCCGGGGCCG
Molecule: messenger RNA, 2446 nt
Organism: Neoarius graeffei (lesser salmon catfish)
Lineage: Eukaryota; Metazoa; Chordata; Actinopteri; Siluriformes; Ariidae
Gene: xxylt1
Product: xyloside xylosyltransferase 1
Exons: 5
Coding region: 37-1296 (419 amino acids)
Molecular function (GO): UDP-xylosyltransferase activity
Source: RefSeq, a predicted model, not a curated record